This is a messenger RNA of Strongylocentrotus purpuratus (purple sea urchin), 1330 nucleotides long. RefSeq lists its product as uncharacterized. The record is from RefSeq and is a predicted model, not a curated record. The transcript has 2 exons. Gene Ontology annotation, biological process: positive regulation of DNA-templated transcription. NCBI's taxonomy places the organism in Eukaryota, Metazoa, Echinodermata, Echinoidea, Camarodonta, Strongylocentrotidae. The coding region runs from base 280 to 1245 and encodes 321 amino acids. Gene Ontology annotation, molecular function: ubiquitin-protein transferase activity; metal ion binding; protein binding. Gene Ontology annotation, cellular component: chromatin; nucleoplasm.
GAAAAGCCUGGCGUUAGCUGUAGCUGGAAUCCUGGGCUUUCCGGUUUCGGGGGAUGCUCGAUGAGAGCGCGCGCUGAGCUGAGCUGAGCAGAAGGGAGUUACAGCAAAUGCAUCUCUAUUUAAGUAGUGACGAGGCGCUGCUAAUGCUCACUGGUUCAACGACUACCUUCUCAGUAAGCUACCUACCAAACUUUGUCUUAAGGUAAAUCGUAUUUUACAAUUUCAUAGAUAUUCCAGAGUCUUCAUUUUGCUUUGAUACAUCAGGAAUUAUUUCUAAAGAUGUCUAAUGGAUACAGAGUCCCUUUUGAGGAAAUGUUGAAGUGCAGCAUAUGCCAGGGCAGGAUCAAGGAUACCAGGAGUCUACCCUGUGGACAUACCUAUUGCAAGGAUUGUCUCACUAGGUCUGCUAACGCUACCUUCCCUCGAGGAAGCAUCCAAUGUGCAGAGUGCAAGAAGACAUCUCAGCUACCCUUCGGAGGAGCAGAAGGUCUCCCGCGCUGCUUUGCCAUCAACAGCCUCGUGGAUGAUAUCAACGAGACCUAUGGCGGCAGCGCCACUAGCAGCAGGAGAAGCAGUACGAGCUCCGGCAGAGGGGAAGAACUGUCUCUUGGCAGACAUGGUUUCCAAGCUCGGGAAACGUUCACCUGCUCAUUCUGCUUAAAUCUGAUGAGAGACGCCUGCUAUCUACCUUGCGGACACUCCUUUUGUCGAGAAUGCCUGACGAUGCAGCCACGAACAACACCAGGUAUCAAAUGUAUCAAGUGCCUGAAGGACCACAACCUACCAGCCCGAGGAAUCGUUGGUCUCCCUGUCGCUUACCGCAUCAAUAGCAUCGUGGCUGAGAUCAGGUCUGGUGACAGUGAAACUAGUGGUGAAUCACAGACGCGUUCCUCCCAGAACAGACGACAUCAACCUCCCCAUCCUCAUCGAUCACCUGACACUCAUUCUAGACCAUUGAUGGAGGACGUCGACGAGGCCAAGAGGAGGGCCCAGGCCGGCUACCAGAUCCAGGUCUUCGUCAAACAAAUCAACGGGAAGACCCUCGCCAUCAACACCAGAGCCAACGCCACUGUAGGCGAUCUCCAGCGAGAGAUUAAGACGAGAACCAGCAUUGACCAGUCCCAGCAGAUGCUGACCUUCAGCGGUCGGAAUUUGGACGACAGGACAAGAACAUUGUCAUCCUAUGGAAUUGUAAAUCUAUCCAAUAUUGAUAUGAAUGCGAGACUCCGUGGAGGUAGCCAAUAGAAAUUAAUUCCUCCAUUUCCUUUUUAUAAUUUUUUUAAAUUUAAAUAAUUUAUAUUUGUUUGUUGUUGUUCUUGUCGUUUUUUUU